CAAAAUUAUGUAAAGAAAUAGUGCCAAUUACACAAACAUAUAACAUAACAUAAUAUAAUAUAAUAUAAUAUAAUAUAUCAAAUGUAUUAAACCCUUAUUAAGUUAUUUAUUUAUUAUUACAUUUACAAAUGUGGUUCGCAUCAUCAUCACCAUCAUCAUCUAUCUUACUACUUACUGGUAUUAAUUAUUCCUUUUCCCCUCCCCCGUCCCUCGUCCUCUUCAUCUUCAUCUUCAUCUUCUUCCUUAACUAACUAAACCCCCGCGCUCACCGGCGGUGGCCGCGCCGUCGCCCGAAACCCUACCGCCGCCGCGGUGCGCUCACCGCCGUCCCAUGAGGAAUGGGAUGCAUCCUCGGUAAGCUCAACGCCGCCGCCGACGACGAUUGCCCCUUCUCCCUCUCCGCCCUCCUCUUCCCCCCCGCCUCCACCGCCGGAGACCCCCUCCGCGCCCCUCUCCCGCCCCCCUCCGCCGCAGAGCUCCGCCGCACCCCCUCCGCCGCCGCCGCGAGGGACUCCGCCGGGUGGCCGCUCUGGCUCUCCGCCGCCGCCGGGGACGCCCUCCGCGGGUGGGCACCCCGCCGCGCCGACUCCUUCCAGAAGCUCGAAAAGAUUGGGUCGGGGACGUAUAGCAACGUGUACAAGGCGGUGGACACGGCGACGGGGCGCGUGGUGGCGCUGAAGAAGGUGAGGGUGGAGCCCGGGGCUGCGGCGGCGGCGGCGGAGGCGGCGGCUGCUGCGGCGGUAAUGAAGAUGGUGAACCAUUCACCGCCUUCAUUAGGUAUACCUAGGGCCCAGACUGACUCCGACACCUCGGCUGUGAAUGACUUUAUUGCUUAUAUUUUCUUUUCGUUGAACAUGUUGUCGUUCAUUGUUAUCCUCUCGUUAAUAUCGCAGGUGAAGUGCUACAUGAAACAGUUACUGUCCGGGCUCGAGCAUUGCCACAAUCGAGGCAUCCUCCACCGUGAUAUAAAGAGCUCGAAUUUGCUCCUUAGCAAGGAAGGGAUACUCAAGAUAGCGGAUUUCGGGCUUGCUACGGCUUACGAUCCUGAAAACAUGCAGCCGAUGACUAGUCAAGUUGUCACUCUCUGGUAUCGCCCGCCCGAGCUCCUCUUAGGUGCUACUUACUACGGCGUCGGUGUCGACCUAUGGAGUGUGGGUUGUAUUUUGGCUGAGCUUCUCACUGGGGAGCCAAUUUUUCCGGGAAGAACGGAGGUGGAGCAGUUGCACAAGAUCUUCAAGCUAUGUGGGACGCCGUCAGAGGAUUAUUGGACGAAAUUGAAGUUGCCGCAAACUACUUUUAAGCCGUACGAACGCUGUAUAUCGGAAAAAUUUAAGGAUCUGCCGCCGUCUGCUCUUGCUCUCGUUGACACACUUCUGUUGAUCGACCCAGACGGACGAGGCACGGCUACUGCUGCUCUGAACAGUGAAUUCUUCACGACAGAGCCUUAUGCGUGUGAACCGUCAAGCCUACCGCAGUAUCCACCAAGCAAAGAAAUGGACAUUAAAUUGCGCCGCGACAAACCUAGAAGAAAAGAAAGGGCUAAUGCCUCAGUAGAAUGCGGGAAAACAAUGAAAGCUCGACCGCGCAAUGCAGGCUAUAGAGGCGCGGUAACUCCAGAAGUGGAUGGAAAUGCAAAAGCAAUUAAGGAUAUUCCCAGAUUGAUAACGAGUUCAAGCGUCACGAAAAUGGAGAGGUUUCCGCCGCCUCAUCUCGACGCCGCGAUCGGCUAUAACUUGGACACCUCCCUCGAUAGCACGGAGGACAUCUUCACCUCAUCGAUAAUCGAAGCAACGAAAGUAAAGAACCGGGCAGUGUUCGGUUCCAUAGAUCAUCCUGCAGGGAUGACUUUGAAAGCAAAGACUCGGGCUCUAGCUCGCGCUCGAGCUCGCCCCGGGCUCAAAAUUUCUCCUUCCUCUGUUCUAAUCGGUGCAUUCCGACCCUACUCGAUAGGGCAAGCAAUGGAGGUAAGAAGGAAAACAAAGGUCCACAACCGACACAAAGUAUAGUUGGUUCAGUCAAUGUAAUAGAUUACUCUGUUUCUUUUUUCUUCUUUUCCUUCUAUAAAAGAUUAAGCUUAAGCUUUUCACCAGUAGCUUAUCAUUAUAGCAAUAUAGUUUCAUAGAUGUCUCACAAUGUAUAGCUGUUUGAAAUUUUUAUCAUGGAAUAUAGCAGUAGAAUAAAACAAGGCAUGUGAAUACACAUGAAGUACUCGAGUUCUUCGGAUUUUGUGUUCAUGUAAAUGCUAUAUUGCUUGUUUAAACUGUGUAUUCAUAAUUUAUAAUGAAAUAAUUCUCUCUUGGAUA
Molecule: messenger RNA, 2303 nt
Organism: Ananas comosus (pineapple)
Lineage: Eukaryota; Viridiplantae; Streptophyta; Magnoliopsida; Poales; Bromeliaceae
Product: probable serine/threonine-protein kinase At1g54610
Exons: 7
Coding region: 339-2006 (555 amino acids)
Biological process (GO): protein phosphorylation; positive regulation of transcription elongation by RNA polymerase II
Cellular component (GO): cyclin-dependent protein kinase holoenzyme complex; nucleus
Molecular function (GO): ATP binding; RNA polymerase II CTD heptapeptide repeat kinase activity; cyclin-dependent protein serine/threonine kinase activity
Source: RefSeq, a predicted model, not a curated record